AAAAGGAAAGAAAAAACAAAUUUUCGAAAUUUUCGCGGAUAAGAGCCAUCACGGGUUCUUAUAGCGAUAAAUUUUUGUUUAAAUUUUCAACUGAUAUGAUCUCGUCCAAAUAUAAGUCGUUGAGGUUAUAACCCCGUGACCCUGGCGCGCGAAGAUGUGAAACCUCAUAAACAAAAAUCCCGUGCGCGCGCAGGCAUUCGAUAAAUGACCUGACCUAACAAACGCCAUUCGAAUUCACACCACGUGUUUCAAAUACUUGAAGUAUUAGCACAAAUAUAUGAAAGAGGGCAACCAUGGGUUGAACACGAUAUGGCUUUGCUGUUGCCAAGUCUCUCUAAAGGAGGAAGGCAAAACUUGCUUACAUGGCAGAAAAGACGGUCGUCCAUUGCUCCUGUCGGGAAGCUGUUUCGCCGCCCUCCCCAAGAUAUCCCAGAGGAGCAGUUUGACGUAACUGCUGUCGGCUUGUCUGAGCGCAGUAGAACAGCGCUCGUGGAGCAAUCAACUUUGCCAGAACUCCCAAGAGUAGAACCAGACACUCCCGCGAGGUACUCCGUACAGGAGGGAAAAACACCAGAUUUGGAGAGAGAAGAAAUAUGUACUACUCCUGUGCUGCCGGGACUCCCUAGUCUUCCAAGUGACCGUCGCCAUGGCAACUUGCGUCCUCGGCAGCCUGUCGCGCUCGACUUCACCCUGAAAGGGCACCAGGCUCACAGCAAACAGAAUCUGAAGAGUCUCAGCAAUACUCCGGGUGGGACCGCGCUCAAGAAAAUCUGCUCCCAGCUAGAGCCAUUCCUGGAUAACCUCUACGCUGAGAUACCAGAUUUCGUGGAGGAGGAAGGAAAGAGAGUGCUGUUUAUCAAAAAGAUGCGCAUUUAUCUUGAGAUCAGUAGAAAACUUAACGGACCUGACGUGUUGUGCGUGCCCAUCUUCCACUGCCCCAGAUGUUUGCAGCUGUGGACUCUAACUGGUGUCACACCAGUCGAGUGCCCCAACAAGUCAGAGCCCACCAGGGGUCCGGAGGUACUUAUGAGGGAGCGGAGGGCGAGGUUCGUCUCCAUGUCGCGCGGCAUGAAUCAUCCCGACAUGAAGCUUGGCGUUCUUAAAACUAGAGGGCAGUUGUUGACCCCCCUUGAAGACUCGUAUUCUACCCAUACAAGACGAGAGCAAGACGAGCACGAAGCCUUCAUCAAUACCUCCUACGAUAACGAACACGACAGACGCGAAGACACCGAAAGUGUUGCCAGAGGCUUAGAAGCCACGCUUUCAGGUCACGUGGCCUUGACUGGAUUUCCCGGUGGGAGCAUCAAGAUCGAUAGAGACGCGCUGAUUGAUCUAGACCUGGACCAUCUCACAGACGAGCAGGCGCUGGAGGUGCUAUUAGAGAAAGGUGCCAUAAAAAAUGCAUUCAUCGAGGAGCUUCAAGAAAAGAAAAAACACGAAGCCCUGAGAGUGGCUCAAUUAUACAUGUCACGUGACGAGCAAUACGAUGAAUAUGCACGUGUCAUGCCAACGGGCCCCAAUGUGUUCUCAUCCGUCACAAAAAUAUGUGUUAGCGAAAGUCGCGCGACGAAAAGUGCAGAUAGAUCCUUGGAAGCGAUUAGCAGCAACACUAAGACCACGCAUGAUCAAGACCUGGUGAAUUCGUCCAGUUCUGAGCUAGGAACAUCUCGUGUUGGAGGUGGUAUCCCACAUCGAGAGGAAAAGAAACGUGACGUAGAAAGUGACGUACAAUUGAUGGAGUUUGCAGAGUAUUCUCCGUCUCUGCGUAGCUCGACAGGCUCAACUAGUGAUGAGGAAAGCGAUGCCUACAGCGGAGUUUCCAGUGCAAGCCCCAAGUCGAGGCUAUCUUUCAGUGAUUUGCAGGAGGUUCUACGUUUGCCUGUCAGUAACGCUUUCACUUUCUCCUUCUUCGAUCUGCCUAAGCAGCACCGCGCGUUCAACAGCAAGAUCAAGCAGACAGUCGACCGCAUUGGUAACAAAAACAAACGGAAAAGCAUCAGAAAGAAAAUAUAAUAACAAGCCUAGUUAUUUUACUUUAUACAAAUAACAAAUCUGUCCGAUGUUAGUCAAUAAAGACGGCAAGUUUGGUAAA
Molecule: messenger RNA, 2092 nt
Organism: Nematostella vectensis (starlet sea anemone)
Lineage: Eukaryota; Metazoa; Cnidaria; Anthozoa; Actiniaria; Edwardsiidae
Exons: 7
Coding region: 310-2013 (567 amino acids)
Source: RefSeq, a predicted model, not a curated record